AUGACCUAUCGCACCACUGUGGACCUCCUUUUCAAAUCCCAGGAAUUUAUCCCUAACUACAAAUGUGAUAGCCAGAAGAUUCUGAUGGCUAUCAUUGGAGGAUUAGGUUCUGAUACAUCAUCUAAUAUAGCUGAAGUUGUAGAUUUUUACAAGAUUCCACAGCUGACAUAUGGCUCUUUAGCCCAAGAAGAGUUUCAGAGCAGCAAACGCUCGUCACUUUAUUUCAUGGUCCCAAAAGAGGACCAUCAAUACAUUGGAAUUAUCCAACUGCUUCAUCAUUUCAGAUGGUCAUGGAUUGGGAUUUUUACUAUGGAUAACAACAAUGGAGAACGUUUCCUACAGAAAAUGCAGCCCAUGCUUUCACAAAAUGGAAUCUGUUCAUCAUUCAUACAAAGGAUUUCACAACUAAUCCACUUUGAACACUAUAUCGAACUUUCUCACAUGCUCUCAGAUAUUUCCACUAAUUUGAGGAAUAGCAACACCACCACAUUUCUCGUCUAUGGUGAAUCGCUGACAAUUAUGGGGCUCAGGGCUAUCAUGUUUGUAGCAGAUCCUGAAAACAAGCAAACUGCAUCAUUUGGAAAGGUGUGGAUCAUGACUGCACAGAUUGAUUUUAUGCUGUCCGGCUUUCAAAUCAGUUGGGAUCUCCAGAUGUUCCAUGGGGCUCUUUCCUUCACUGUUCAUUCAAGAGCAGUUGUAGGUUUCAAGGAGUUUCUUCAGACCAUCAAGCCUCAUGCAGACCACAGAGAUGGGUUUCUGCAAGAUGUUUGGGAACAAUCAUUUGAUUGUUCAUUCUCAAAAUCAGAAUUACAAGAAAUGUCCAAUAGGCAGUGCCCAGUGGAAAAGAAACUGGAGGAUCUUCCUGGGCCUGUGUUUGAAAUGGAAAUGACUGGCCAAAGCUACAGUGUCUACAAUGCUGUUUAUUCUGUGGCUCAUGCUUUGCAGGCUCUAUUCAUGUCGGGGUUCAAUAAGAAAAAAACAAUGAUGGGUAAAAAAACUGACUUUCCAUAUCUGCAGCCUUGGCAGCUCCAUCCGUUUCUACAUGGCAUUUCUUUUAACAAUUCAGCUGGAGAGAAAGUUUCCCUGAAUGAAAAAGGGGAAGUAAUGGGUGGAUUUGAUAUCAUCAACCUCAUCACAUUUCCCAAUCGGUCUUUUCAAAGAGUACUUCCAAUUUCUCUGUGUAAUAACCAUUGCUCCCCUGGAUACUGGAAAAAGGAGAUUGAAGGAAAACAAUUCUGUUGCUAUGACUGUGUUCCAUGUCCAGAAGGGAAGAUUUCAAAUCAAAAGGAUAUGGAUGACUGUUUUGAAUGUUCAGAAGAUCAUUAUCCAAAUGAAGAAAAGAAUGGAUGUAUCCUGAAACUGGUGAUGUUUCUAACAUUUGAAGAAACCUUAGGAAUUGGUUUAGCUUCAGCUGCUCUUUGUUUCUUCUUCUUGACAUCUUGGGUACUUGGAACUUUUAUUAAGCACAGGGAUACUCCUAUUGUCAAAGCCAACAACCGGUCCCUCACUUACACCCUCCUGGUCUCUCUUCUCCUCUGUUUUCUCUCCUCUUUCUUCUUCCUCAGCCAACCUGGCAAUGUGACUUGCCUUCUCCGACAACCAACUUUUGGCAUCACCUUCUCAGUGGCCAUUUCUAGUGUUCUGGCUAAAACUAUCACCGUGGUUGUUGCUUUCAUGGCCACUAAACCAGGUUCUCAGAUGAGGAAGUGGGUAGGGAAAAGAUUGGCUUUUUCUAUCGUCCUCUCGGGUUCUCUGUUACAAGCAUGCAUUAGUAUUCUUUGGUUGUCAACAUCUCCCCCAUUCCCUGAGUUGGACAUGCAUUCAGAGCUCCAGGAAAUGAUUUUACAGUGCAAUGAAGGGUCAGCUUUCUUCUUCUACUGUGUCUUGGGCUUCAUGGGUAUCUUGGCCGUCGCCAGCUUUAUUGUGGCUUUCCUUGCUCGUAAAUUACCUGACAGCUUUAAUGAAGCCAAAUUCAUCACUUUCAGCAUGUUGGCCUUUUGCAGUGUGUGGAUCUCCUUCUUUCCAGCGUAUCUGAGCACAAAGGGAAAAGCCAUGAUAGCUGUGGAGGUUUUCUCCAUCUUGGCCUCCAGUGCUGCAUUACUGGGAUGCAUAUUCCUGCCAAAAUGCUACACCAUUAUUUUGCGACCUGACCUCAACCACAGGGAGCAACUCACAAAGAGAAAUUAAUAUAUCAUGUGUUCUUUCUGGCUCCCCUAAUUAAAAGAUCAAAGAUUUAAAGGGAUUCUAACCUGGUCUAAUGGUUAAGGAACUGCGGUAGAAAGCAAGGGACCAUGAGUUCAAGCUCUGCCUUGGCCCUCAAAGCCAGCUGGAUAACUUUGGACCAAACACUGUUUUUCAGACCAGUGUACCUCAAAGGGUUGUUGCUAUGUGGAAAAAAUAAGGAGGAUGGUAUAUUGGAUAUGUUUGCUGCCUUUGGUUGUUUGUAAAAAUAAUAAAGUGGUAUAUAUUGUAAAAAAAAAAUAAACAAAUAAAUGAAAUGAAAUACUAAAAUGAAAUGAAAUAAUAAAAUGAAAUAAAAUAAAAUAUAAAAUAAAGUAAUAAAAUGAAACGAACCUGCUAUGGCAAGUGAAAGGGAUUGAAAGGUGUAAAAUGUAUGAUGACAUCAUUAGCUAAAUUCCACCCAGUUUGUAAAUGCAUAAUGAGCUGCAUAAAAGGAUGUCAUUUC
Messenger RNA from Pantherophis guttatus, 2686 nucleotides. The record is from RefSeq and is a predicted model, not a curated record. Lineage: Eukaryota; Metazoa; Chordata; Lepidosauria; Squamata; Colubridae.